AUGGCGCCAUUAACGCGUCUACGCGCGGACAGAGACCACGUACAACUCCCUAUUGCGAUAGAGUAUUAUGCUCAGCGAGCUGCCGUACCUGGGACCCUUAUCGUCGCUGAAGCGACCCUGAUCUCUCCGGCGCAUGGUGGUGUUCCACACGCCCCUGCGCUAUGGAACGCAGCGCACAUCGCAGGUUGGAGGGAAAUCACCAACGCAGUUCACGAGCGUGGAUGUAGUAUUGUGUGCCAACUGGUUGCUCCGGGACGAGCAGCGAACGCCGAGCAGCUCAAAGCAGGCGGGCAUGAACUAUUAAGCUCAAGUGCCGUGCCGAUGCCUGGGCAGGGAUUCGCACCGAAAGAUGGACCAACUGUCGAACCUUGCGCAAUGACUGAAGAGCAAAUAUGGGAUUGCAUUGCGGACUUUGCGCGAGCGGCAAAAAACGCUAUAGCUGCUGGAUUUGACGGCAUAGAGAUACACGGCGCAAACGGAUAUCUAGUCGACCAGUUUUUGCAAGACACAUGCAACCAGCGCAGCGACACUUGGGGCGGAAGCGUCGAGAACCGCAGCAGAUUCGGUAUCGAGGUCGCAAAGGCUGUCGCGGCCGCCAUUGGAUCAGAUCGUGUGGGCUUCCGCUUGAGCCCAUGGAGUUCUUUCCAAGGCAUGCUCAUGUCCGACCCCAUUCCCACAUUCUCCUAUCUCACCACGCAGCUCAAGAAGUUACAACUCGGCUAUCUGCAUAUUAUCGAGUCCCGGGUGAACAAUAACGUCGACUGCGAGUCCACCAAGAGCAUCGACUUCCUGCUUAACAUCUGGGAUAACGUAACACCUGUUCUUAUCGCCGGUGGCAACACUCCGGAAAACGUUUUUGAAGCCGCCGAUAAGAAGUAUGCUGCAUUAGAUGUCGUGUUUGUCUUUGGACGGCACUUUGUGUCGAAUCCAGAUCUGCCAUAUAGGUUAAAGAAUGGUGUGGAAUUGAACAAGUAUGAUCGAAGUACCUUCUAUACGCCAGAGAGUCCGAGGGGAUAUAUUGACUAUCCCUUCUGUAAGGGGUUCAAGCCUGUUGUAGGUUUGUGA
Molecule: messenger RNA, 1065 nt
Organism: Alternaria atra
Lineage: Eukaryota; Fungi; Ascomycota; Dothideomycetes; Pleosporales; Pleosporaceae
Exons: 1
Coding region: 1-1065 (354 amino acids)
Molecular function (GO): FMN binding; NADPH dehydrogenase activity
Source: RefSeq, a predicted model, not a curated record